Xyrichtys novacula (pearly razorfish) is the source of this 3312-nucleotide messenger RNA. NCBI's taxonomy places the organism in Eukaryota, Metazoa, Chordata, Actinopteri, Labriformes, Labridae. The record is from the annotation of a GenBank genome assembly.
AUGUCCACCUGUGACGUUCUCGCCACCAUCUGCUCCGGCGAAGACUGCCUGGUUCCUCCCAGCAACUUUAACGCCAUUCUGAGCCUGGUGAUGAGCAUCGUGCUCACCGUGAUGCUCUCCAUGGUCAUGUUCGCCAUGGGCUGCACCGUCGACGCCAAGAAACUGUGGGGCCACAUCAGGAGACCCUGGGGCAUCUUCAUCGGCUUCCUCUGUCAGUUCGGUAUCAUGCCGUUCACCGCCUUCGCCUUGUCGUUGGCGUUCGGUGUGCUGCCCGUCCAGGCCAUCGCCAUCAUCAUUAUGGGCUGCUGUCCUGGAGGAACCGGCUCCAACAUCAUCUGCUACUGGCUGGACGGAGACAUGGACCUCAGGUAAAACGUCAUACAUCUAUUUCUUUUCACGGGUGCACAGAGGUGUGACCAUGUCAGAGUGGAGUAGGACACUAAAGAAGCUCUAAAUGAUGAACUUUAUCGACUUUAUGGAUCAAUAAAUAAAUCCUGAUUCGUGUGAAUUUGCAGGAUGGUUCACUCUAAGGUGUUUAGAUCAAUGGUAGACUGUUCAGAGUCUAUGAUUCUGCAGUUUUCUCUAGUAUUACUGACCCGACGUUCACUCUCUGCAGCAGGUAGAGGUGUUGUUGUAUUGAUGACCACGUCUGCUGAUUUAGGAAAUAAUGAUCAAAAAGGUCGAUAACUAAAGGUGAAGAAACUUUCUGCACAUUUUCAAACUUAGUCAGAAUCAAAAGUGGAGAAAACCAAAACAGAGGAUGUUGUUCGCUUCUCUAUUAACCCUCCUCCUCUGUCAGGGUCACUGUUGACCCGGUCAGAUCAAUGUCUAAUAAUCAGAGCAAAAACUGAAAUCAUAAAUGGACUGACAGGCACCACAGUGACGGUCAGAUCCUCUUCCAAUCAUUUGAGAUUUAGGAAAUUCUCAUUUUGCCGUGUUUCGUCCAGACAUGUGAGAUCAGUUCAGUAUAGAUGUCUCUGUGAGGGGUACACUGACAAAGAAAGGCCCAGAGGACCACAACAAAAAACUAUUAUAAUCAAUAUUUUCAUGGAUAAUGAAGCCGAACAAGGUAACAGAGAGAUGAGAAUCAAACUGGAUGAUAGAGAAUUGUUUUUAGUGUAAUCUACAGCUGAUUUAAGAAAACGACCCUUAACAUGGUGGGUAUGUAGUCAAAGCUGACAGAGGAGGAAGGUUAAAGCGAGGUUCAAGAUCUGUCCUGCGUCUGUUAUAAAGUGAUGAGACUGAUGACGAUCUAAGAAUCGAAGAGUUGAGCGACUCCAAACUAAAACUGAUCCAUUUCCAUAUUUCCCCUCCUCAGUAUCAGUAUGACGGCUUGUUCCUCCAUCUUGGCCUUGGGGAUGAUGCCGCUCUGUCUGCUCAUUUACACCUCCACCUGGACCUCCGCCGGCACCAUCCAGAUCCCGUAUGACAGCAUCGGUGCGUCAACUUAACGGUUCUGCACUAAUCCGGCGUGCUCAAAUCUACGUUCAUGUACUUCCACACCUGCUGAUUUCAUGAAGGACUUGGUAUAAGGUGUUUUUUUUUAUCUGUGCACCUUCAGGUAUCACUCUGGUCUCCCUUCUGGUCCCGAUCGCUCUGGGGAUGUACGUCAAACGCAGGUGGCCCAAAGCAGCCAAAAAGAUCCUCAAGGUGAGAAAACCCUCUUCUUUUAUCCGUGUGAAUGUUCGACUCGAACCCUGAACUCCUCUCAGUCUCUGUUUGAUGAACAGGACAGACAUAUUUAAGAUAGAUCUCUCCGUGUUUGCCGUCCACAGGUCGGGUCCAUCGCUGGCUUUCUGCUCAUCAUCGUCAUCGCUGUGAUUGGAGGAAUCCUGUACCAGUCCUCCUGGACCAUCGCACCCUCCCUCUGGAUCAUUGGAACCAUCUAUCCCUUCAUCGGCUUCGGGUUGGGGUUCUUUAUGGCCCGGUUUGCAGGCCAGCCCUGGUUCAGGUGGGUCAGAGUGACUCUGGACUUUUGGUGAAGUGACGGUGGCCUCAAGUACAAAAAUGUGAAAUUUCUGCAAUCAGGAACAUCAAACAAUCCAAAUUCAUCUGUGUGCAGCCUCACACUGAAUAUAAAACAGGCACAUGUUACUAGUUUGUCCCUCCUGUGCUCCUGUAGAAACAUGUCAGCCACUGUGGAAGAGGUUUCGCUCCAGUUCAAGUUAAAAAAAACUCAAAAAGUUUGUUUUAUGUCGGUGAUUUUACACAAAUUAAACAUACCCAUGAAUUUUACAUUCCAGUCGGAUUCCAGUUCGGAUAAAUGCCACUAAAAAGUACGAAUUGUACCUUUAAAAUGAGUAUUUUUUUAUCUCAAUCAAAAAAUGUUUUGUCCAUUUUUCUUCAUAAACAUCAACAAACUCAAACAGUUUCAUGAAGUCGAUCUCUGUGCAGGAUGAGUUUUAUCUCUCCUUAUAUUUCUACGUCAUAUUGAUGUUUUAUUUUGAAAUUCUUGCUGGAUUUUCCACAUUUAAAGUUGCUCAGUUGGUCUUUAAGCUGUUGGAUUUCGGAGUGUUGUUCUGAUCUUCAUAUUUUAAAGUGUACAGUUCUGACCAUGUUGGAGCAGCUGCAGCAUCGCCUGUGAAACUUGCAGAAACACUUCCAUAGUUUGAUUUUGUUUCAUAAAUAUAUCCUUUUGCAUUUCUUUGUUUCCUCAGAUGUCGAACCAUCGCGUUGGAGACGGGUUUCCAGAACUCCCAGCUGUGCAGCACCAUCAUCCAGCUGUCCUUCAGCCCCGCUGAGCUGGAGGUCAUGUUUGCGUUCCCCCUCAUCUACAGCAUCUUCCAGCUGGUGGUCGCACUCCUGUCGGUGGGAGGUGAGAGAAAUCUGUCAACUUAUGGAUAAAAGACCAGCCUUCCUUUUCUUCAGCCUCUUUUUUGAGUCGUUGGGGGAAAUUUCAGUCUGAUUGAUAAACUUAGAUUAAUGAGAUGCCUCCAAAGUUGACUAGUUUGAGUGAAUUGUGAAAAAUGAGCAAAAUUAAUUUAAAAAAAAAACAGAUUUAAUAACAGUAGAAACAUGUAUACUGUCAGGAUGUUGUCAGCUUGUUCAAGUUUUGCAGCGUUCAUGAGUGAGAGACGGGUUUUUCUGGGAUGAAACUGUUUUUAAGUCUGUUUUUUUUCCUCCUCAGGUUUCAGGGCAUAUAAGAGAGUCUUCGGUAAAGGUUCAUCUGAUGAGGACAGUGAGGCUCCAUCCCUGGAAGCUGGUGAUGAUGAACCAGAGAAGAAGAAGGACGGCGCCAUAGACAAUAGCGGCUUCGAGAUGAAUGAGAACGGCGGCAGCGAAGAGAAGGUAAAGAGCAACACCAAGCUGUGA